AUGGAACCUCCUAGGCCGAUGGCUCAAAAAAUAGUUCAGCAGCCACCAAAUAGCCAGCCAAAUACUGCUCCACCUAUUAAGUCAGGCAAGAAAAUCGAUGUGGGAAGAUUUGAAGAAAACUUGAAAUCAAAGCAAGCAGACAAAGAAAAGAAAACUUUUCAAACAGGAGUUUCCAUUGAAGAAAGGAUGAAGGCUUUAAAGCAGCAAAACAGCAAUCAGGCUAAAGAACCUCAGCCAAAAAGCGAGUUUCAGACAGGAAUUUCUGUCAGGGAGAGAGCUCAAACACUAUUCCAAAGCCAAGAAAAAACAAAAAUUGAAGGAGUAGAUACAGAAGGCAUCCAGCCAAUUGCUCAAAGAAAGGCAAGCCUAUAUGCGAAGCCAGAUAUUAUAGGAGAAGAAAAGAAAGCCAAUAUCAGCACAGGUGUCAGCAUAUAGCUUAAGACUCCUUAUAGAUUCUUUAGCAGCAAUACCUAUUCUUAUUGAAUGAGCUUGACAAACGCCAAUUUUUAUGAAAGGGUUAAUUAAAAAUUGACACAUAUAAAGCUUUAAUUUGCAUUUGCCAAAUUUAAAUUGCACUUGUCAGAAAAAUUGACAUUUUCGUGGCUUAUUCAUAAGGCAAGGUAUUGCUCCUUAAAGGGUAAAAAUGGGACUAGAGUUAUAAAAGAAAGAAUGAACUCUUUAUUAGAAGGCAAUAAGGAAUUAGAAAAAGAAAAGACAACUCUAGCUCAUUCUAACACUGUUCCGAUUGCUGAAAGGAUGUCUAUGCUUAAUGCCAAACAAGAAGCGCCUGCAAAUAAAGAUAUAAAAAUCGAAUCGUCAAUGACUUUGAAAGAAAGAAUGGCUCUUUUUCAGGCACCAAAAGAAGAAGCAGUCCCAAAACGCACAAUAGAUGAGCCAAUCCCAUCUUUGAAAGAAAGAAUGGAAAAAUUUGCAAAUAAAGAAGUUGAUGUAAAGAAAAAUGAAAACUUAAAUGCAGGAGUAGGGAUGAGUUUGAAGGAAAGAAUGGAGAUGUUUAAUAAAAAGGAUGAAAAUAAUAAGAAAGCUGAAGCACCUGCAGCCAGUCUAGGCAUUGGAGGAAUUAGUGUAAAAGAAAGGCAAGAAAUGCUUCUAAAAAAAGAAGAGCCAGCGAAAGUUAGAGCUCCUAUAGAGACUGGCUGGUCUAUGGACAGCAAAUUUCAAAAGGAAUCGGAGAAUUCUUCUGACGAAGAAAAAGAAGUGGAAGAAGAGAAGCCAAAAGAAGAACAAAAAAAGUCCAUAUCAGCAGGCUUAAUGGACAAAUAUGCCAAAAAAAGCACAAAUAAAGGAAAUAAAGAAGAAACAGUAAAAACUGAUAUAAUUGUUAAUACUCCUCAAGUACAUCCAAUAGAAGAAAAUAAUGAAAACUUCUUAAAAAACCUCUAUGAAAAGGAGGAAAAACUAUCUGGAAGUGGGUUGGAUAUGAGGACUUCUCUUGAAAAGCCUACAAUAAAAAGGACAAGCUUAUCAAAGCAUGGACAAGAUUACGAAUUUUAA
Molecule: messenger RNA, 1512 nt
Organism: Blepharisma stoltei
Lineage: Eukaryota; Ciliophora; Heterotrichea; Heterotrichida; Blepharismidae
Source: the annotation of a GenBank genome assembly